UAAAAAGUCAAAAAAGGUGAUGAUGACUUAUUAACACCAAAAUUCUCUCUCCCCAAGCUAGGAUCUAAUAGUAGUAGUAGUAGCUGACAGUAAGAAAAUAGAGUGGCUUUCUCUUUGCUUAUAUGCAGUGUUCGAGGGGAGAAGCCCUGUAGCUUCCUUUGUCUCCAUUAACUUCUCUGCCAUAAAUAUAUAGCUUCUUCUGCGACAUCACUAAAAGGGGUCGUUGCCUCAUUGAAAGACAUUACUUGUAAAAUAGGAAGUGAGUGAAGAAGAGAAUAUGGAGGUUGGGGAUGGAAGUAGAAUAUGCAGAGAGAAUGGAGCAGAUGAAAGAGGGAAGUCACAAAGCAGCAGAAGAUCAGCAGUGGUGAGAGCUGCAAGUUUUAAAAAGGUUCAAGUAGUGUAUUAUUUAUCAAGAAAUGGACAACUUGAACAUCCUCAUUACAUGGAAGUCACUCAUCUUGCUCAUCAACACCUUCGCUUGAAAGAUGUAAUUGAUAGGCUUACUGUAUUGAGAGGUAGAGGCAUGCCUUCACUCUAUUCUUGGUCUUGUAAAAGGAGCUACAAAAAUGGGUAUGUGUGGAAUGACUUGGCUGAAUACGAUAUCAUCUGCCCCAUUGAAGGAGCUGAAUAUGUUCUUAAAGGAUCUGAAAUUCUCCAAGGUUCCACAGAGAGUCCACAGUUGAUGAGAAAUACCCAAGUUCAAGACUCGAGCAAUUUCUUGCCAAAACGUAAAUCAGGCGGCUCAAAACAACAUGCAGAUGAGCCAGAAAUUGCUCAGAACAACCACAAUUACAUAGAUGAUAAUGAAGAUGAAUUAUAUGAAGAGAAAUCAAGUUAUACUAGCUCAACUACACCCAAUUCCACUUGCUCUAGAGGUGUUUGUACUGAUGAUCAGAACGAGUUAACUCGGAAAAAUCCUACCAAGUUAUCUCCUCCCUCAGCAACUUCCUCGUCGAUCUCAGACAUGCCUAAUAACAACGCAUGCACCACCAUUUCCAAAAGGUUCGAAGACGGUGACCCCGUGGCUGCCACGGGGUCAUUAAUGACUCGUAACUCAGUGCUCUUCCAAUUCAUCUCCUGUGGCGGCUCAAUGCCGUUUAAAGUGAAGGAUGCUGAGACUCAACACCCUUCGCUCAAUGUGAAGCAACAGAAACUUCCACCACUGCCAUCGCCCCCAUCUACAGUUGUGCCAAGGAAGAGUAGUAGUAGUAGCUGUGCUAGUUUUCAUAAACGAGUAUUGUGCAAGGCGGCAGAGGCGGAGGUGGAAGAGAUAAAAUACAUGUCUGAGAAUCCACGAUUUGGGAAUUUACAGUCGGCGGAGAAGGAGUAUUUUAGCGGGAGCAUUGUUGAAUCAAUGACGACGGAGGAGAGAACAGCUGCUCAAGUUGAUCCACAAUUGAAGAAAUCAUCUUCCUACAACGAAGAGAGGAGCUCAAAUGCAGAGCUGGGAGAAGUAGCAGCAGAAGAGGAGGAAUUAAAGAAGGAAAAGGCGGGAGUAAAAGGAAAAUGCAUCCCAAGGAAAAAGUCUUCUAAACACUCCAAAAGUUGACCUUGUUCUGUUCUUGGGACUUUACUAGCAACUUAGCUAACACUACUGCUUUAGACUUUAGCUCCUCAACACAAUUGUUUCAAUCUAGGAUUUGUUAUUGAACUCUACUUGAUCUGUAAAUCAACAACCUAAGUUUAUUAGGCAGCUUUGUUUGUUUUUUUGAUAAAA
Capsicum annuum is the source of this 1717-nucleotide messenger RNA. RefSeq names its product protein SOSEKI 2. The transcript is spliced from 5 exons. The record is from RefSeq and is a predicted model, not a curated record. Bases 278 to 1549 code for a protein of 423 amino acids. Lineage: Eukaryota; Viridiplantae; Streptophyta; Magnoliopsida; Solanales; Solanaceae.